Fusarium keratoplasticum is the source of this 1776-nucleotide messenger RNA. Its product is annotated as Pyruvate decarboxylase. The transcript has 9 exons. Lineage: Eukaryota; Fungi; Ascomycota; Sordariomycetes; Hypocreales; Nectriaceae. The record is from RefSeq and is a predicted model, not a curated record. Gene Ontology annotation, molecular function: magnesium ion binding; thiamine pyrophosphate binding; carboxy-lyase activity. The coding region runs from base 1 to 1776 and encodes 591 amino acids.
AUGGGCUCACUCACCGCUGAGGUAUCAUCCGAUGCCACGACCCCUACUAUCCCUCUUGGGCUGUACCUCUGGACUCGAAUUCGCCAGCAGGGUACAGAAAGCAUCAUGGGCGUUCCUGGUGACAUGAACCUAGAACUGCUCGACUACAUCAAGCAAGUUCCGGGCCUAAGAUGGGUUGGCAACACAAACGAGCUCAACGCAGCAUACGCCGCAGAUGGUUACGCUCGUGUCAAAGAUUGCCCAGGCGCAAUCACCACCACUAUGGGUGUGGGAGAGAUGAGCGCCUUGAAUGGUGUCGCAGGCGCCUAUACCGAACAAGUCAAGGUAAUCCACGUGGUGGGAACGACUCCGACUGAAGCGCAAAAGAACCGUGUCAUGAUCCAUCAUUGUCUAGGCUCAAAUCCUGACCACAGAGUGUUUGACAAGAUCUCCAGCCAUGUCAGAUGUGCGCACGCAUGGAUCGACGAUGCAGAUACUGCGACGGCUGAAAUCGACCGGGUCAUCCGGGAAUGCUGGAUCAAGUCUCUGCCUGUGUACAUCUUUGUGCCAAUGGAUUUUGUGCACAUCCCCGUGUCUGCUCGCCGUCUGGAGCAACCAAUCGACCUGACGUAUUCCAUCAACAUCGAAAACGAAGCUAUUGCUAUUCAACAGAUCGUCAACGCCGUCUGUCAAGCAAAAAACCCUCUUCUUCUCGUUGACGGUUUGGUAUCUCGACACGGCGCGGUUGAGGAAGCGAGACAGUUGGCAAACCUCCUCAACCUCCCCGUCUUUACAGCCCCGAUGGGCAAGGGUAUUAUUGACGAGACCUUGCCGAUCUGGAGGGGUAUUUACGCUGGGGAUGUAUCUACACCUGGCCUGAAGCAAUACGUCGAGGAGAGCGACUGCAUCAUCAACCUCGGUCCUUUCCUGUCGGAUAGCAAUACUGGAGGCCACAGCAGACAGAUAGGUCUUCAACAAGCUCUCAUGCUUGAACCAGACAGCUGUACGAUAUUCGGCCAGAAGUUCGAACAAGUCUUUCUGCGGCCUUUGUUGAAGAAACUCCUGUCUGCAUUCAAGGGCGCAGGGAUUUCCCCCGUUCCUCUACCAACCUUUCUCGAGGAGAACGCAAACGAUGUCGAUGGCAGCGAGAUCAAGCAGUCCUGGAUCUGGAAACGGAUUGGCCAAUUCUCCAGACCAGGCGACGUCGUAGUUGUUGAGUCAGGCACAGCACAAUUCGGGUUUCCCGAUGCCGUUCUACCCAACGACAUCAAAUAUAUCACACAAGUGUACUUUGGCUCCAUAGGGUACUCAGUCGGCUCGUGCUUAGGCGCUGCACUGGCGCAGUCCGAGAUCCAGGCUCGGGAUGGCAUGCCUGGCGGACGGACUAUUCUGGUAGUUGGCGAUGGGAGUUUGCAGCUGACUGUCCAAGAGAUAGCGACUAUGAUCCGGCACGGAUUGGCGCCUCUAUUACUCGUCAUCAACAACAACGGCUUCACUAUCGAAAGAGCCAUCCACGGACCCGAAGAAGAGUACAACGACAUCUCGCAGUGGCGUCAUCAGCAACUCCUCGAAACAUUUGGCUCCCGCAACGGCCGAGCCAACAGCUGCGAGGUCAAGACAAGGAAGGAGUUGGAGCUAGUGCUCAACUCAGCGAGCUAUCUUGAGCCAAAGGAGAUUCAACUGCUUGAGAUUUUCAUGGGGACGUAUGACUACCCGUGGCGUUUGGAGAAGCAGAUAGCUUUGAUAAAUGCGAGAAACGCAGCCAAGAAGCAGGCUUUGGUGAAUGGCUCUUCUUAG